UCUGUUGUCUUCCUUUUAAGACUUCUCAACUGAAAACACCUCAGCCAUAACAUGAGAAGUCAUAAGCCUUUUCUCUUAUUUUAUCCUUUUGUUUUUAUUUUUAUACUAAAUUCUGUUAUAUAAAUUGUUUUUAGUUUCUCUUGUACUAAUCUUUGAGUGCCUCUAUAAAAGGGAAGCCUUGUGCCUAAUAACGUAUACAACCCCAAAUCCCACGUUUAAGCAACUAAUAAUAACAAUAGUAAUAAUGAAAAGGAGCAAGAAUCUAUGUCUCCCUCUUCUUGUUCUUCUUCAUAUCAUCUUUACUCAUGGGGUUGUUAGUAGUGUAAAGGGAUUAGGGGAAAAGAGCUUUUAUAUAGUCUACUUGGAAGAUCGUCCGGGGAUUCAACAAGAAUCCGCAGUCGAAACACACUUCAACAUCCUUUCCUCUGUCAAACAAAGCCUUGUUGAAGCUAAGGAAUCCAUGGUGUAUAGCUACACCAAGAGCAUCAAUGCAUUCGCUGCCAAGCUUUCCAGUGAUGAAGCCAACAAAUUAUCUCAGAUGGACGAAGUACUCUCUGUAAUUCCAAACCAGUACCGGAAGCUACACACAACAAGAUCCUGGGACUUCACUGGCUUCCCUAUAACAUCUAGAAGAAAAUUAAAAUCAGAAAGUGAUGUUAUUGUCGGUCUUUUGGAUACAGGGAUCACUCCAGGAUCCGAAAGUUUCAAGGAUGAUGGAUUUGGGCCUAUACCCAAGAAAUGGAAAGGAAGCUGUGUUCGUGCCGCUAAUUUCUCUGGAUGCAACAACAAGCUUAUAGGAGCCAAGUACUUCAAACUUGACGGAAAUAAUGACCCGUCGGACAUCUCUUCGCCGGUGGAUGCUGAUGGUCACGGUACUCACACUUCGUCCACAGCGGUCGGCAAUGUCAUACCGAACGCAAGCCUCUUCGGUCUUGCCAAUGGGACGGCGCGUGGUGCAGUGCCCUCGGCUAGGGUGGCCAUGUACAAGGUGUGCUGGGCUUCCUUCGGCUGUGCUGACAUGGAUAUUCUUGCUGCUUUUGAGGCUGCUAUCGAAGACGGUGUCGAUGUCAUAUCAGUCUCCAUUGGUGGGGGGUCGGCGGACUUUUUGACGGAUUCUAUAGCGGUUGGGUCAUUUCACGCAUUGAAGAAGGGAAUCAUCACCGUUGCCUCGGCUGGAAAUGAUGGCCCGGCUCUAGGCAUGGUCACUAAUACCGCGCCGUGGUUGUUUACUAUAGCAGCUAGUGGUAUUGAUAGGAGUUUCAAGAGCCAAAUCCAACUUGGUAAUGGGAAGAGCUUUAUGGGAGUUGGAAUAAACACAUUCAAUCCAAACCAAAAGCUAUACCCUCUUGUUAGUGGGACAGAUAUAGCUCAGAACGCAGAAAGCAAAGAUCAAGCAAGGUUCUGUUUCGAUGGUACUUUAGACGCCAGGAAAGCAAAAGGAAAACUUGUUUUGUGCUCGCUUGCAAAUUGGGGCACUGAUUCUGUGGUAAAAGGAAUUGGAGGGGUUGGUAUUAUAUUGGAAAAUGAACAAUUUCUCGAUGCUGCCCAAAUUUUUAUGGCUCCAGGGACCCUAGUGAACUCUACCGUUGGUCAAACAAUCGACAAUUAUAUUCAUUCGACUAAAGCACCAUCGGCAGUGAUACACAAGACCACCGAAGUAAAAAUCCGUGCUCCGUUUAUUGCGUCGUUUUCAUCUCGGGGUCCAAAUCAAGCAUCUAAGCGCGUACUCAAGCCUGAUAUUGCAGCACCAGGGAUUGACAUAUUGGCAUCGUACACUCCAUUAAAGUCGCUUACUGGGUUGAAAGGCGACACACAAUUCUCAAAAUUCACCCUCAUGUCCGGUACUUCCAUGGCCUGUCCACACGUGGCCGGCGUAGCCGCCUACGUUAAAUCAUUCCACCCACAUUGGUCUCCUGCUGCCAUUCGAUCUGCUAUUAUCACUACUGCAACUCCAAUGAGCCGAAGGGUGAACGCGGAUGGAGAAUUCGCUUACGGAGCUGGACAAGUAAACCCAAGAAGAGCCGUCAGUCCAGGCUUAGUCUACGACAUGAAAGAGAUGUCGUAUAUCCAGUUCCUUUGCCUGGAGGGCUUCAACAGCUCAUCUAUAGCUCAUUUAGUCGGUUCCAGAUCCGUAAACUGCUCCUCACUUAUCCCUGGACUCGGCUACGACGCUCUCAACUACCCCACAUUCCAGCUUACGGUAAAUUCUAACACAACGACGACGUAUGGGGUAUACCGAAGGACUGUGACCAAUGUUGGUCAGGCCAAGGCCGUGUACAAUGUGGCGGUUAAGCCUCCGAAAGGAGUUGAGAUCACUGUGACCCCAUCUACCCUGUCUUUCACUGGGACCAUGCAGAGGAGGAGUUUCAAGGUUGUGGUGAAGGCGAAUAAGAUGUCGUUUAGCGCGGGAUCAAUGGUUUCUGGUUCUCUGGCAUGGAAAAGUCCUCGCCACGUCGUUAAAAGCCCUAUUGUCGUUCAUAGUCCACUUCAACAGAAUGAUACUCCUCAUCAUCAUCAUAUUAUAAAUAGUAGUGGUGAUAAUGAUAAUGUUUUGUAAAAAUUAUGUAGUUAAUAAUCAGAGGGCAUUAAUAUUAAAGGACCUGAUAAUGAUAUAUGGAAGUUCUUAA
Messenger RNA from Cannabis sativa, 2627 nucleotides. Its product is annotated as subtilisin-like protease SBT4.14. The coding region runs from base 245 to 2557 and encodes 770 amino acids. Gene Ontology annotation, biological process: proteolysis. The transcript is spliced from 11 exons. NCBI's taxonomy places the organism in Eukaryota, Viridiplantae, Streptophyta, Magnoliopsida, Rosales, Cannabaceae. Gene Ontology annotation, molecular function: serine-type endopeptidase activity. The record is from RefSeq and is a predicted model, not a curated record.